AUGCCUCUCAUGGCAGGGUGGGCCACCCUGGCUCGGGUUUGCGACGAUCGCGGGCAGGCUCAGGGAGCGGAGAUGCUCGAGGUCGCGAAGCCGCACCUGCAGGACGAUGGCGGCCGGUUCUGCAAAGGUAGCCACAUCGGUGCCCGCAACCCGUACUUCAGCGGGUGCGCUGUUGCCGUGGGGCAACCAUUCGCCUGCGCCGAGGCCUCGUCGGAAGCGGAUUCGUGGCCCCGGCCCGGAUCUGCGCGUGGCGGAGCUGGGCGCGAAGCGGCGGGCGAGGGCGCCGGAGCGACAGACGGCCAGAAGCGCCGUGCGGCCGCCAGGCGAGCUGCAAGAGGGGGCCUCGACGACGGCGGAGAGAGCGAGAACGCGUGUUCGGAUUGGCGAGAACUUUGCAAGGGUGUCGACAACCGGGUCGCCCGCUGGUAG
This is a messenger RNA of Prorocentrum cordatum, 429 nucleotides long. Lineage: Eukaryota; Dinophyceae; Prorocentrales; Prorocentraceae. The record is from the annotation of a GenBank genome assembly.